This is a messenger RNA of Limanda limanda (common dab), 1583 nucleotides long. RefSeq names its product STARD3 N-terminal like (gene stard3nl). The coding region runs from base 300 to 989 and encodes 229 amino acids. The record is from RefSeq and is a predicted model, not a curated record. The transcript has 9 exons. Lineage: Eukaryota; Metazoa; Chordata; Actinopteri; Pleuronectiformes; Pleuronectidae.
GGAAGAGUCCGCAUCGAGCGGACGCAGUGAAACCAUCAGAGGACCGGAUCCACCAGGGGACCGGAGACCACCAGGGGACCGGGGACACCAGGGGACCGGAUCCACCAGGGGACUGUGUGGGGAAACCAGACCGAGCGAAGCAGCCUCGUUGACAGAUGCAGUUGAUCUCCGCUGAGUGGAUCAAGGCCCACUAACGCGGCUUCCUGCUCCGAUGACCCGCCUCCUCUGAGUCCCAAGUGCACCUUCUUGAGCGUUGACCGGUGGGCGGGGCCAGCCCUGCCAGGAGGGCGUGGCCGACGAUGGACAGCCGAUGCAGCAGCAGCGCCGAUUCGCGGCUGACCGGCAGGGGGGUGGGGUCUAUCAACACGACGCCCAUCUGCGCCAGGUCGUACGAAGCCGUGGAGAAGAAGUGCAUCUCCGACGUGAGGAGGACCUUCUGCCUCUUCGUCACCUUUGACCUCUUGUUCAUCACCUUGCUCUGGAUCAUUGAGCUGAAUGUGAACGGAGGCAUUCAGCAGCAGCUGGAUAAAGAAAUCCUGCACUACGACUACCAUGCCUCCUUCUUCGACAUCUUUCUCCUGGCUGUUUUCAGGUUUGCUGCCCUCAUCUUGGCCUACGCCGUCUUCAAGCUGGGUCACUGGUGGGCCAUCGCUGUCACCACUGCAGUCAGCUGUGCUUUCCUGAUCGUUAAGGUCAUUUUAUCAAAGCUGCUGUCUCAGGGGGCCUUCGGGUACCUGCUGCCCAUCGUCUCCUUCGUGUUGGCCUGGAUUGAAACAUGGCUGCUCGACUUCAAGGUUCUGCCUCAGGAGGCCGAAGACGAAAACCGAUAUCAGUCCUUCGUGGACGCCACACAGCGAGCUCCUCUCAUGUGUGCCGGUCCGUUAUCUGACGGACAGUUCUACUCUCCACCCGAGUCUCUGGCAGACUCUGACGAGGAGCUGGACGAUAAACAUGAUCCAGAAAAAGGGCUGAUUCAGCAGGUGACCUAACAGGAUCAUCACGUCUGGGUUGUUUCUCCGUUUUGCUCCCGUCGUGCUACUGAGGGAAAAUUCUGCCUUAUGCAUUGUGACAUUUUUAGUUUUUAUUCACCUCAAACGAAGUCUUUGUAAACUACAAACGCACUUCAGCGUGUGAUAUCAGCCUCGUGCAUGAACACAGAAAGGCAAAGUGCCGCUUCAAAAGCAAUGUCAGUGUCUUGUGGUCAUUUUUAGAAUCCUGUUUUUUUUCUGUACCUUUCUGAGGAGAAUUCAAAUGAACGUUAUCGAUACACUUAUGAUCACUUUCACAACUGUUUCUUCCUUCUUGAGGGUAUUAACGUCUUAUAUUCGCAUCAUGUUUACUUUGAGUUUGUUGAUCAUUUCCAUGUGGGUGGAUUUAAAGUCACUGUAAAGAAAAGUAAGCUCGCUCCAGGGAGGAACAGGAGGAACUCUCCGGCCAGUAUUGAAUUCACGGACGGCGUUUGUAGCAAAUGGAAGUGGAAAUAUUUACGAUUAUUGUACAUAACUUCAUGCAUGCCUUGCCCAGUGGUUUUGUUUUUAUGAAAAGCUUGCCUGUAAAACAGAAUCAUUAAAAUGUGAAACUCG